AUGCCGAAGAAACCAGCGGGGCCCCCCCCACCCCCAAAGUCUGCGGAUGAAACACCAAAGAAAGAGGGGGCCCCCCCCAAGGACUUGGGGGGGCCCCCCAAGGAGGGGGGGGCCCCCAAGGAGGGUACAGCUCCUAAAGAGGGUACAGCAGCGGCUAAGCAGGAGGGGCCCCCCAAGGAAACUCCAAAAGAGGGGGCCCCCAAGGAGGGGCCCCCCAAGGAGGAACCACCGAAGGGGGCCCCCCAGGGGCCCAAGGGGCCCCUAACAAAGCUAGCACCGAAGGAGGUGCCUAAGGAGACAGCAAAAGAAGCAGCGAAGGAGGCGGGGGGGCCCCCAGGGGGGCCCCCCAAGGGGGGGCCCCCAAAAGAAGCAAGUGCAAAGACAGUGCGGAGAAUUGUGUUUGGUGAAGGGGGAAAGACAGCGAAAAUUGCUGAAGAAAAAAGCGAACCCAAGACGGAGCACUUCUUUUUGACGCCUCAAGGGACGGUGGCGAAUCUCCCCAGAUGCAUUUUGCCGAUUGACAAGGCGCUGCUGCCUCGGAUAAGAAAAUGCAAAGCGGGAACAGAGAAAGGGCCUGGGGGGGUUUCGCUGCCGGUGGUUAUUCUUUUGGAUGAAAACAACGCAGAAGUAUGCAGGCUACCCUGGCAGGUGGACUUGUAUUCGUUUACUCUGGCUCAAGCUUCUCUCUCUUCUCUAGCAGCACAAAAGCUGGGGUUGCUGACGAAAAAACAAGAAGAAGAAAAACCCAAACAGGGUUUGAAGGAAUGGCUAGCUGGACAGGGGCUGGCUAAAUUUGGGUUAACAAAAGCAGCAGCUGGCGGCGUGGGGUGGGGGGCCGGCGCCGGCCUCGGCGGAGAAAUUUCAGGGGACCUAGCAACCCUCGCCGCUGCUCUCGCAAAAAAACCAAAACCAAAAGAACCCGAGAAAAAAGAACCACCGAAGAAGGGGCCCCCCAAGGCGGGGCCCCCCGGCAAAGGCCCAGGCGGCGGCAAGGGGCCCCCAAAGGGCCCUCCGGGCGGCAAGAAGGGCCCCGGGGUAAAGAAAGGCGGGGGCCUGAAGAUAGGAAAGAAAGACGAAGGCAAAACGAAACGUUUUUUUUGGGACCCCAUAUUUGCUGAUGAUGUUCAGGGCACUCUCUUUCAAAAAAGAGAAACAUUCCCAGUUAAGAAAGAAGAUGUUGAGGAGACGUUCGCUAAGGUGGCCCCCAAGGCGAAGACAGAAGUCAAAAAACCCAAGGUCGUAUAA
Messenger RNA from Eimeria mitis, 1245 nucleotides. Its product is annotated as formin homology 2 domain-containing protein, putative. Lineage: Eukaryota; Apicomplexa; Conoidasida; Eucoccidiorida; Eimeriidae. The transcript is spliced from 8 exons. The record is from RefSeq and is a predicted model, not a curated record. Bases 1 to 1245 code for a protein of 414 amino acids.